UGUAUUAAGUGGGAGUCGGUAUAGAUUAAGUGCUGAUUCUUACAGUCUGACUGGUAUAGUUCGAGGUAUAUAAUAGAACUGUCAUAGUGUCUAAGCGAGUUAGUUAAAUUUCAAAUUUCUGUCCAUCAACAUCUUUUCUUCUCUCCACCAUGUUUGGCUUGUCCAAGAAAACAAUAGUAAUCGGAGUCGCUGGACUUGCUGUUAUUAUUAUUAUCAUUACGGCAUGUGUUAUUUUUUUGAAAAACUUCGAAGAAAUAAGAAAAGAAGAUAAUUCGGAAAAAAAUUCAAGAUUUGUCAGUUCGUCGUACCUGGGAAAAUAUCAAAAGGCCGCGGUAUCAACUAAUGGAGUAGAAUGCGCGGAAAUAGGAAAUAAUAUGCUACUGAAAAAUGGUUCUGCUGUCGAUGCUGCAAUAGCGGCAUUGUUGUGCGAAGGAGUCGCAUCACUUCAUAGUAUGGGAUUGGGAGGUGGAUUUUUGAUGACAAUAUGGGACGCUAAAACUGGACAAGCGGAAUUCCUUAAUGCUAGAGAAACUGCGCCAGCUAAAGCUACAAAGAAUAUGUAUGGUGGCAAUGCUACUUCUUCUAUGUACGGUGGAAAAGCUGUAGCAGUUCCGGGAGAAUUAUUAGGGUACUGGGAAGCUCAUAGAAAAUAUGGAAGACUUGAUUGGGCAGAUUUAUUCACACCUACAAUUGAACUUUGUGAGCGAGGAGUUCCAGUGAAUGGUUAUCUUGCUCAAGUAUUAUUACGUAAAAUAUCUUAUAUCAAAGCUGAGCCGACUUUAGCUGAAAUUCUUAUCGAUCCGCGAACUAAUUCAACAUGGGCGGUCGGAGACAGAAUAAAGAGACCGAGACUAGCAGAAACUUUGAAGGUGAUAGCUAAAUACAAUGUCAGUGUCUUUUACAAUGGGAGUAUAGGUGAAGAAAUCGUAAAAGAGAUUCAAGGCUUUGGUGGAAUUAUUGAAAUGAAUGACUUACGGAAUUACAGGGUUGAAUGGAAGAAGCCGAUAACGUCAAAGCUCGGUAAUUUAACAAUUCAUUCGGCAGCAUUACCCGGUUCAGGAGUAAUAUUAACAUUUAUACUUAACGUACUCGAAAAGUUUCUUCCUAUGGGCAUUAGCGAAGAAAUAUUCUGGCAGCGUAUCGUAGAAACAUUCAAAUGGGCAUACGCUCACCGUACAGAACUAGGCGACGAUAAUUUUGUUGAAUUAGAUGACUUAAUUACCAAUCUAACGUCCAAGAGUUAUGCCGAAGGAAUCCGUGAAAAAAUAAAAGACUACUGGACAAGUAAUGAUCCCAAGUUCUACGGAGCAGUCACGGAUACUCCGAUAGACUCUGGAACUGCACAAGUAUCCGUAUUGGCUCCUGAUGGUUCAGCGGUAUCUGUAACAUCAACAAUCAAUCAAGUAUUAGGAGCAAUGAUACGAUCCAAGUCUUCAGGAAUAAUAUUCAACGAUCAAAUGGAUGACUUUAGUUCGCCAAACAUAACUAAUGGAUUUGAUUUACCUCCUUCACCAGCUAAUUUCAUAGUGCCCGGCAAGAGACCUCUCAGUUCAAUGACUCCCACGAUCGUUGUCGAUAAAACGGGAGAGGUCCAACUAGUGUUGGGAGCAGCAGGAGGUACAAAAAUAACAACUGGAAUAGCAUCGACAAUGAUUUUGAACCUCUGGCGCGGGUAUAACAUCAAAGAGGCCGUAGAUGCGAGACGGCUCCAUCAUCAAUUGCUACCAAUGAGGCUUGAAGCUGAGCCAAAUUUUCCCAAAAAAAUACUGGAAUUUUUGACGGGUCUAAAGCAUAACGUCUCUUAUUACGGAGGUUUAGGAAGCGCAGUGACGGCGAUAUCUAAAAUAAACCAUCCAGGUGUGACUGCAAACUCCGAUUAUCGUCGAAUUGGAUCAAUAGCUGGCUUCUAAUUAACCUCAAGCUAAUUUUAUCAGUCAUGAUAACGUAUUAUUAUCCUUUUGUUAGAUACUGUACAUAUUUUAGUCACUCCAUUCAGUCAUUCAUUCAUUUAUUAUACCAUUUAAAAGCU
This is a messenger RNA of Microplitis demolitor, 2029 nucleotides long. Its product is annotated as scoloptoxin SSD14. Bases 150 to 1910 code for a protein of 586 amino acids. The transcript is spliced from 11 exons. Gene Ontology annotation, molecular function: glutathione gamma-glutamate hydrolase. The record is from RefSeq and is a predicted model, not a curated record. Gene Ontology annotation, biological process: glutathione catabolic process. Gene Ontology annotation, cellular component: plasma membrane. NCBI's taxonomy places the organism in Eukaryota, Metazoa, Arthropoda, Insecta, Hymenoptera, Braconidae.